Messenger RNA from Juglans regia (Persian walnut), 408 nucleotides. RefSeq lists its product as uncharacterized. Bases 1 to 408 code for a protein of 135 amino acids. Lineage: Eukaryota; Viridiplantae; Streptophyta; Magnoliopsida; Fagales; Juglandaceae. The transcript has a single exon. The record is from RefSeq and is a predicted model, not a curated record.
AUGCGGUACUAUCUUAUCGAUGGUAUCUAUCCAAAAUGGCCAAAAUUUCUAAAGAUAAUCCCAUCUCCACAAGGGAACAAAAAGAAAUAUUUUGCUGCAACACAUGAAUCAACAAGAAAGGAUAUAAAGAAUGCAUUUGGGAUCCUUCAACAACACUUUGCAAUCGUUCAUGGACUUGCUCAAAUGUUCAAAAUCAUUAAUCUAACAAACAUAAUGAAAGCAUGCAUAAUUCUUCAGAACAUGAUCAUUGAAGAUGAGUGUGAUGAUAAUGGGGUUCCCAAGUUCAAGUAUGAACAACUUGAUAAGGAUCUGCCUGAAUUGUCACGCAAUCCUGCAACUAAACUCAUAGAGUUCAUUCAACGUUACCAUGCAUUAGAGAUACUUUGGCUCAUUAUUACUUCCAAUUAG